UAUGCUUUAAUUUUUUUAGAAGACUGUGGGAUGUAUUUCCCAGAAGUGAAAAAUCAUCCAGACAAAUAUUUACAAAGAUGUCCCGAGUCUGUAAAAAAGUGGCUGAAACAACUGAAGAAUGCUGGGAAGAUUCUGCUGUUAAUUACCAGUUCUCACAGUGACUACUGCAGGCUUCUGUGUGAACAUGUUCUUGGGAGUGAUUUUGAAGAGUAUUUUGACGUUUUGAUCACAAAUGCUUUGAAACCUGGCUUCUUCUCCCAUACACCAAACCAAAGACCUUUCCGAACUCUUGAAAACGACGAGGAGCAGGAGGCUCUGCUGUCAGUGGACAAGCCUGGUUGGUAUUCCCAAGGUAAUGCUAUCCAGCUUUACGAUCUACUGAAGAAGAUGACUGGCAAGCUGGAUCCCAAGGUUGUUUAUUUUGGUGACAGUAUGCACUCAGAUAUUUUCCCAGCUCGUCACUAUAGCAACUGGGAAACUGUCUUCAUCUUAGAGGAGCUUCUAGGGGACAAAGGUACAGUGCCUGCAAAGGCUGAAUCUGAGCCCUUGGAGAAGAAAGGAAAAUAUGAGGGAGAUCAGCUCAAAGUUCCUUACUUUGUAUCUAAACAGUGGGGCUCUUUCUUCAUGGACAGAUUGCCAGGCCUGGAAAAUGCAGAGGAGACCUUAGUUCACACGUGGUCCUGUAAAUGUAUUAGCACUUACAGCACUAUUGCAAUCCCUAGUCUGGAAGCAAUAGCAGAUUUACCACUGGAUUAUAGAUUUACACGAUUUUCCUCAAAUAGUUCAGCAACUGCUGGGUACUACCCAAGCCCUCCAAGAGCACUGCUGCCAAAUGAGGACUCAGUGACGAUGAAAUAGGUUGUUGGCUUUUUCCUUAAAUAACCCUGUGGCCCUUACUUAAACUGCUACCAAAUGCUAAUUGGUGAAAAUGCUGUGUGAAAUGCUUCAUAAAAUAGAGUGAUGGAUUAAAGCAGA
Messenger RNA from Cyanistes caeruleus (blue tit), 975 nucleotides. Lineage: Eukaryota; Metazoa; Chordata; Aves; Passeriformes; Paridae. The record is from RefSeq and is a predicted model, not a curated record.